GUUCUAGAGAUGGACUUGGGCAGGAGGAACCCCCAAGCCAACGCACUCAGCCCUUGUUUUCCCCCCAUCAGGAUUUGUCCUUCCCAAAGCUUGGGCGGAUGGAGGAGGAGGCUGCGAGGAAGAGGAAGAUGCCUUGGGCCCCCCAGGCAGGUGAGGAGGCAGUCAGUGUCCCUUUGGGCGGGUGUUGUGCUGCUCUGUCAGCCGAGCAUGGCCCCGGCUGCAGGACAACCCCGCUGGCGCCGCCGUCCUGCCGGGGCCGGAGUUGGGGGGAUGUCCUUGGCCUUCCCUGUGGGCCGGAGGCAAAUCCCCUGCCUGUCCUUCUUGCUUCCUGCCCCAGGCCCCGAGCUGAGGACGGAGAGCCCGGAGGACAAAUCCCCCCGUGAGACCCUGGUGGGAGAGGCCGUUUUGAAGGGCUCCCCGGCGCAGGAAGGCAGCGGGGAGGAAAAGGGCUGGAGAUCUCCCCGCAGGAGGGGCUCCAAAGCCAUCCCAGGGUGCUCUGAGGAGGAAAGAGCCAGCCUGUGCCGGGAAGGCGACCAGAGCUUGAGGGGGUGCUCUGACCUGGUGGUCCCUGAGCAGCCUCCCAGCAGAGAGAAGCCCUUCAGGUGCUUGGAAUGUGGGAAGAGCUUCAGGCAGAGCUCCCACCUCCUCACCCACCAGCACAUCCACACUGGGGAACGGCCCUACAUGUGUGGGGAAUGUGGGAAGAGCUUCAACCAAAGCUCCAACCUGAUCCGACACCAGGCCAUCCACACUGGGGAACAGCCCUACACGUGUGGGGAAUGUGGGAAGAGCUUCAACUGCAGCUCCAACCUCCUCACCCACCAACGCAUCCACACCGGGGAACGGCCCUACACGUGUGGGAAAUGUGGGAAGAGGUUUCAGAGGAGCUCACAUCUCCUCCUGCAUGAGCGGACACACACGGAUGAGAGGCCCUUCCGCUGCACCGACUGCGGGAAGGGCUUCAAGCAGAAUGCUCACCUCGUCACCCACCAGCGCAUGCACACCAGGGAGAGGCCUGCUAAGGGAAGCCCUGUGAGUGCCCCGACUGCGGGAAGAGCUUCGGCCGUAGGACUGACACACAAAAAAGGUUUCAAAAGGUCUUCAGGAUUUUGAGUAUCUGCACUCCAACAUCAGUUUAUUCUUUUGAAUAUGUGUAACUUUAACCUCAUUUUAGUCUGAAAGCCAAAUUCACCA
Molecule: messenger RNA, 1194 nt
Organism: Pseudopipra pipra
Lineage: Eukaryota; Metazoa; Chordata; Aves; Passeriformes; Pipridae
Product: zinc finger protein with KRAB and SCAN domains 1-like
Exons: 2
Coding region: 10-1113 (367 amino acids)
Biological process (GO): regulation of transcription by RNA polymerase II
Cellular component (GO): nucleus
Molecular function (GO): DNA-binding transcription factor activity, RNA polymerase II-specific
Source: RefSeq, a predicted model, not a curated record